Messenger RNA from Lentinula edodes (shiitake mushroom), 792 nucleotides. RefSeq lists its product as uncharacterized. Bases 1 to 792 code for a protein of 263 amino acids. The record is from RefSeq and is a predicted model, not a curated record. Lineage: Eukaryota; Fungi; Basidiomycota; Agaricomycetes; Agaricales; Omphalotaceae. The transcript is spliced from 2 exons. Gene Ontology annotation, molecular function: gamma-glutamylcyclotransferase activity.
AUGGCGUCCGGUAUCCAAGUACUGAAUCCUUCAAGUCCUGACCUUGCUUCACCUACAGAACCUCGGUGGUAUCUUGCAUACGGUAGUAAUCUCUCUGCCACUGGCUUCGUUGUUAAGCGUAACAUCACACCCAUCGACACAAAGGUUGUCAUUGUGGACGGUCUUGCCCUCACAUUUGACAAUCCAGGUGUACCCUACAUCGAACCUCGCUUUGCAAACUGUCGCUUGGUUGAACAAACCGAGCAGUGGUCACCAGGAAGUGCCUGGACAGGCGGUCAUGGCAGCCUCAUGGGUGUCGCGUAUCUCCUCUCUCCCGCCGACUUCCUCACUAUUCUACGCUCUGAGGGUGGUGGGACCUCAUACCAACCUCUGAUUACUCCUGCUGUGGCUCUUUCUGCGGAUGGGGCAAGAACUCAACAAGUCAUUAAUGCUUAUACUUUGCUUACGCCAACGACAAGACGUGGUACUGGUUACGCGUCAUUGCGAUACAUGAAUCUUCUUCGGAAUGGCGCUAGAGAACAACACAUGCCCGAGCCGUAUAUUGCAUAUCUCGAUUCAAUUCCCUCUUAUCGUAUCAAGUCAUUCCGCCAGAAGCUUGGUCGUCUCGUGCACAUUGUCGUAUGGAUGCCGGGGCUACUUGUAUUCUUCCGUAUCGUCGCUCGAGUGUCUGGUAAAACGGGCACAGCACCAAAACCCAUCCUUUGGACCCGAAGGGCAUUAUUUGGGACCAUGUGGGGACUUUACGAUUUGCUGAGCAAGUGGAUAUUCGGUGAUGGAGAAGCGUCGUCCUAA